GAUAAUUGCGGGACCCGUUAGAAAAAUCCGUCGUCAUUUUGUGACAGUUUAUUUAGAAGUUGUUCCACUGUUUGAAUAUGUUAAUUCAUUGGAAAGGUCACCAUCACCAGUCAAAUGGCGGAAUGAUCCCAGCAGUCUUUGCCGGUUGAAGUAAAAGAAGAAGAAGAAGGACCUUACCACGUUUAAGGCAAAUCUAUAGUAAACAGUCGUUAAAAUUUUGAAAAUGAGUGUAAAACGGCAAAUUUUUUUACAACAUUUAGAUUCUAAACGCACAAUAAAAUUGCCGGCUAACGAAUUGUUUAACUUGGGACGAAACAAGGAAACCGACGUAAAAGAUAUCAAAGUUUCGAAAAAACAAAUUGUUUGUUUCGCUGACAGCGAUUUAAAUCAUUUGAAAAUCAAACCCAUCGGUAGGGCUGUAUCGACGGUCAAUGGAUUUGCGCUAAAGUAUGGCCAAGUGUAUUCGUUAAAACACGGCGAUUUGUUAGAGUUGCGGUUUGGCGAACAUAAAUUUAAAGUGAUAUUUGAUCCAGACCCUGACGCAAAUGGAGAACAGUCUCCCAAGAAACAGAAAAUGGAUUUUCCCGUCUUUCAUUUAAACAAAGUUAAGACCAAAUUAAGUGAGAAAGAUAAUUCGUUAUCGAACAGUGGCGUUUGGGAAAGUAUUAAUAAUAAUGAGCUGCUGAUUUUUACGUGUGAAAACUGCACGGGGAAGUCAAAGAUCGCGGCGUUCGACAUAGAUGGCACAAUCAUAAAAACGAAAUCUGGAGCCCGGUUUCCUAAAAACGGUGACGAUUGGACUUUUAACUUUGACGUGGUAAAAAAUCAGCUCUCAAAAUUGGUGAACGAAGAUUAUAAGAUUGUUUUCUUUACCAAUCAAUCAGGAGUUGGAAACGAUGCUUCAAAAAUCAAAGAAUUCAAAAGGAAAAUUGAAAAUAUUAUAAAAGCUUUAAAUUUACCAAUGCAGGUAUUCAUUUCUUUAGGAAAAGGAAUUUAUAGAAAACCCAGGACAGGCAUGUGGCAGGAAUUGAUAAAAGAGAGAAACGAUGGUGUCGAUGUAGAUUUGUCUCAUUGUUUUUAUGUCGGAGAUGCUGCGGGGCGUGAAAAAAAUUGGAUGCCCAAGAGAAACAAAGACCAUUCUAUAGCGGAUAGAUUAUUCGCUAUCAAUUUAGGUCUGAAUUUUUAUACACCGGAAGAAUAUUUUUUAAAAGCAAAACCAGCCCCUUUCAAAAUGCCCGAGUUUGAUCCAAGAGAGGAUACGAAAAACCUCAAGAUUCCCGAUGUAAGCUGCGAUAAAUUGAAUGUUGUGUUGAUGGUGGGCGGUCCCGGGUCUGGGAAGAGCAUUUUUUGUAAAACCCAUCUGCUGCCCCUGGGAUAUGUUCACGUCAGCAGGGACAAAUUGGGCAGUUGGCAAAAGUGUGUGAAACUUAUGGAAGAGUCCCUGACUAUGAAAAAAAACGUUGUAAUUGACAACACAAAUGUGGACAAAGAAACCAGACAGAAGUUCAUCCAAGCAGCUAAGAAUUACAAUGCCGACAUUCGGUGUUUUGUUAUGUCUACUUCGUUGUACCAAAUGAGGCACAAUAACAGGUUUAGGGAAUUAACUGACAAAUCUCACGCUAUUGUAAGUGACAUAAUUAUAUUUAGUUUCCGGAAAAACUAUCAAGAGCCUGAAUUAUCUGAAGGGUACUCUCAGAUUUUACAAAUUCCCUUCAUUUGCCAUUUUGACAAUCCUGAACAUGAGAAGCUUUAUAAAACAUUUUUAUUGGAUUAAUUUUGAAUACAUUGCAUUAGUUCAAGUGUUACCGUAAUUAGUUGUUUUUAAUGAACCAGUCCUCGCAGUAUAUCUGAAGAAUAAAUAACUUUUUAGCAAAGAUGGUUCACCUAAAUUUUCACAGAUUCUUUAUCUGAUCAACUCUGCUGAUUGCCUUCUGAUGCGGUAAAGGACAACAGUUUUCGAAGCGUAAUGUAACAAGAAAGAUGGAACAAUGAGAUAUCUUUGUAAUGAUUAAUUUUUUUAUUACAGUACAAGUUAAAAUAAAAUAUAUUAUUUUCUUAUAAAGACGCGCUAGUACUGUCCAGAUUAAGUUUUUGCUCAAAUUUUUUACCAUUGCCGUUUUUCUGGCUGUGGUGUACCCUUUUCUGAAAGGCAAUUUGUCAGAUCCUGUGGAAAAUUCAAUUUCAUGGUAGCCCCCUGGUAGAAAAAUAUGUGACCUAAUUUAUGUUCAGUCUCAAUCAAUAUCCAGAACAUCCUAAAGGGAUGUAGUAAAGAAAAAUGAAUAAAAUGUAAUUUUACACACAAAAUUGUAAAAAAGGGAUCAUCGAA
Cylas formicarius (sweet potato weevil) is the source of this 2326-nucleotide messenger RNA. RefSeq lists its product as uncharacterized. Gene Ontology annotation, molecular function: protein binding; double-stranded DNA binding; ATP-dependent polydeoxyribonucleotide 5'-hydroxyl-kinase activity. Lineage: Eukaryota; Metazoa; Arthropoda; Insecta; Coleoptera; Brentidae. Gene Ontology annotation, biological process: DNA repair. The record is from RefSeq and is a predicted model, not a curated record. The transcript is spliced from 2 exons. Bases 224 to 1774 code for a protein of 516 amino acids.